Messenger RNA from Saccostrea cuccullata (small rock oyster), 3141 nucleotides. RefSeq names its product tripartite motif-containing protein 55-like. Gene Ontology annotation, biological process: proteasome-mediated ubiquitin-dependent protein catabolic process; protein polyubiquitination. The record is from RefSeq and is a predicted model, not a curated record. The transcript is spliced from 2 exons. Lineage: Eukaryota; Metazoa; Mollusca; Bivalvia; Ostreida; Ostreidae. Gene Ontology annotation, molecular function: protein binding; ubiquitin protein ligase activity; zinc ion binding. The coding region runs from base 209 to 1786 and encodes 525 amino acids.
UAAAGCACUUGUAGUAUAAAUUGUAAAGCACUUGACAAACUUAAACUGGCUACUGUCAUCCGACCUGAGUAAAGAGAAAGAGGACUUGUACUGGGCUGACACCAUUAUUGUCCCCUGAAAAUCAGAGACAAAACUUCUAAUCAUGGACCCCCGUACCAGUGCCCAGGACGUAUUGCGAUGUGACCUGUGUGAGACCGCUGUGGUAUAGAUGCACUGUGACACAUGUCUUGUCAACCUGUGUAAGGCCUGUGUGGGAGAGCACAUCUCAACAAAUGAAUCCAAGGAUCACAAAGUCGUCAAAUACCAGGUCAAGAAAUCCACUCCCCUCUACCCUGGAUGUAAAACUCACAUCAAAGAACGAAGUGAAAUGUACUGUAAACAAUGUGACAUUCCUGUUUGCAACACUUGCAUUGCAUCUGAUCAACAUCUUGGUCAUAAAUUCAUAACUAUUUUGCAAAUUCUGGAUGAACAAAAGAACAAAAUAUCCAACGAAAAUACCAAAUUGAAAGAGACAAUUUACCCUAUAUUCCAGGAAAUUGCCUCCGAUGAACAAAACAGAAUGAGUCAGUUAGAAAAGGAAUAUGGAGAUCUCUCAACAGCCAUAACAAAACAUGGAGAGGACUGGCACAGAGAAAUUGACAAACUUGUCCAGAAACUUAAAGCUGAAGUUGAUGAGAUGAAAAUCACACAGUUACAAACUCUACAGAAACAUCUGGAUGAAAUAAACAAAACAAUGUCUGACAUCAAGGAUGAAAUUGAUGCAGUUAAUUCCACUAUAAACUCUAAUGACUUGUCAAAACUCUUCGGCGUUAAAUUCAAUGUAGAUAGAUACAAAAAGCUUCCACAAAAAAUUGUGUCAUCUAUACCUAAAUUCAUGCCAGGAAAAAUUCAAGAAAAAGAAUUUCAUGACAUGUUUGGAGAUUUAACGCUAAGUUCCCUCACUUCAGAUGAACAUUAUUACAGUAUGAAGUUUUCACCCCCAGAACCAGAGACUGUCACCACCAUAGACACUGGGUAUGAAGACCUUUACAAUGUUGCCUGUCUGAGUGAUGAAGAAAUCUGGACAAGUGGAGGUGACAGCACCAUGAAACUCUACAGUAUCAAUCAGGGAUCACUACUCAAGUCAAUCAGAACCAAGUCAAGGGAAUGGCCAACUGACAUAACAGUGACAAAAAGUGGAGACCUAGUUUAUACUGAUUCCAAUGAUGGAACCGUGAACAUUGUGAAGAAUAAGAAGAUAAAGGAGGUGAUCAGACUACAGAACUGGAGACCUAAAGGUGUCUGUAGUACCUCCUCUGGUGACCUGCUGGUUAUCAUGGACAGUUAUGAUGACGAACAAACAAAAGUUGUCCGUUACUCUGGCUUCACAGAGAAACAAACCAUUCAAUUUGAUGAUCAAGGUAACCCUCUCUAUUCAUUUGGUUUUUAUGACAGAUAUAUAACUGAGAACAGGAACCUGGAUAUCUGUAAGUCUGAUGAGGGAGCUAGAGCAGUAGUGGUGGUCAAUCAGGCCGGGAAACUGAGAUUCAGGUACACUGGACAUACCCCUGCUCCAAAGAACAAACUAUUCUAUCCUCGAGGAAUCACCACAGACAGUCAGAGCCACAUUCUUACCGCUGAUGAUUACAAUGAAUGUGUCCACAUCAUAGACCAGGAUGGACAGUUCCUCCGUUACAUAGACUGUGGACUGAGUGAACCCUGGGGACUGUGUACAGAUACAAAUGACAAUCUGCUCGUUGCUCAAGUUGAGAUAAAACAAGUGAAGAAAGUCAAAUAUCUACACUGAUGCUAUUGUACUGCAUAGCAUGAUAUAAUGUAGCAUUUUAACUACGUUCGAUGCUAAUAUUUAAAGUCAUAAACUUUUUUUGCCAAUAUAUAGUUUUAGUUUCUAUAUACAUGGGUUAAUUAAAAUCAAAUUAAAAAAUAGGGGUCGAUACACUUCUUUUGGCGCUACAGUACAUUUGAUAUGACCUUUUUGCACUGAAAUUUGUGUCUUAAUUAAAAAUUAAAUUUUUGACGUUUUCCCUCCAAUAUUUUUAUCCAAUUAAAGCAUGAAACAAAAUGAACUCAAAGUUUGUUUAAAAUAAAACACUUAAAAAUUGUGACUAAGAAAUGUUUCAAAUUGCUUCGAAUAAUCCAUUAUUUGACCUCUUUGCACUAAUAUAAAUUAAUUUUCGAGCAUUGAAAAUUUAAUAAGCAAGAAAAUUAUUUUAAAGUCUUAACCUUUUUCUGAUUUUAAGCAAAUAGAUCAAAUUUAUCUUGAAUAUAUAGAAAAAGACAUCAAAAGUGGAGGUAUAUAAUGUAAAUUUUUAGAUAUUACUAACAAAGUGUCAAUUUUACGUUUAAAAUUGGUUCAAUUUUUUCCCGGGUUUUCAGAAUAUAUUUACUAGAUUUGUCAGAUUUGGUAGAAUUCAUUAGAAAUAAUUUAAAUGACAUUUCAGAACCAGCAUAAAACAUUUCACUGCAAAAACAGCUUUGUGUGCAACCAGGAUUGAGAAAUAGGAAUCCAAAAUUAACAGUACUGUGAUAUAGUUCAAAAUAGAAAAACUGAUCAUUUUCGUCUAAAAAACUUUCCGCCACAAAAUAAAGUCCCGAGCUAAAUUCUACUUGAAUGGAAUUUAAUCGCGGUAUUUUCAUUGAAUAUAGUUAAAUUUGCACUGUAGAAUUUAAAUUUAAUGUUAGAACUUUAAAAUGAUGCAUAAUUUUAUAAAUAAAGGACCUGACCAAAAUACGCUCAAAAUCUUAAGAUCGAACGUCCUUAAGGAUACUUCAGACAAGUCAGUGCAUUUACUAAAGAUUGGGUUUACAUAUACACGUAGUCAUAUUCCUUGUUUUGUCAAAGAUGAAUUUCAAAUGAUGAAUGUUUCAGCAUGUGUUUAAUAUCAAUGUAACAUGUUUGAUAUUAAUAUAAGAUAUUUUUUCAUAAACUGUAUCUUAAAGUUAUCUUCUCUGAUUAGGCAUCACUCAAUUCUGCCGAUAUAUAGUUUUAGGGAAGUCCAGGAAUGCUACAAAUAUGUGUGUGCUAAAUCAUUUGAGGUAACCUUUCCACAAAACCUCUCCUGAAGAUUGAAACCAACCCUAGAAGAAGAAAUAACAAUGCUUCAACACUGUUUAAUGAACAUAAUAAAAUCAUCAACAAUA